Molecule: messenger RNA, 2127 nt
Organism: Hemibagrus wyckioides
Lineage: Eukaryota; Metazoa; Chordata; Actinopteri; Siluriformes; Bagridae
Gene: foxn3
Product: forkhead box N3
Exons: 7
Coding region: 657-2066 (469 amino acids)
Biological process (GO): regulation of DNA-templated transcription
Cellular component (GO): nucleus
Molecular function (GO): cis-regulatory region sequence-specific DNA binding; DNA-binding transcription factor activity
Source: RefSeq, a predicted model, not a curated record
GGAAGGAUUAUAUUAUUAUGUAUUGUAGAACAUUACUAAAACUAGCACUGAUUAUAAAAUUUGAAUUUUCUGUGCUGCAUGAUGAAGGUGGAGAACCCACAGUGUGAUUUAUUUGUUUAUUUGUGCGAGCAAGUUUGAGUACUGAAGUUCAGAUGAUUUCGCAUCUAAUUUAUCUAAAUGCGCACCUUUAAGCACAUUGGAGAGGAAAUCAGAAACGCUGCACGCUGCUCUGUUUGUGAGAAGGUUCUCAGUGUCGUCCUCUGAGCCGCGCAGAGCGUAGCCCAGGGUCACACGCGGAACAGGAACAAUGCCGUCCUUUCACUGAAGCCGUGAGGCAGUAGGACCCAGCGAUCUCCUGCCGCCGCCGCUGCCCUCCUCUCCAGGCUCCUCUAGUUCCAGAGCUGAGCGAGACAGGAGAACAGAGUGCAGAGAGAGAAGGAGGGGGAAAGACUGAGAGACACAGAGAGAGAGAGAAAGAGAGAGAGAGAGAAGAGGAGUGAAUGUUCAAGCCCACUGUGCUCCCUGCUACAAUCCAGAAUCUGUGGAAUGGACGGAUUAAACCGUGGUGGGAUUUAAACGUUUUGGAGCCGGAGCUGAAGCUCAUGAGGAGGCGUCCAAUCAAGAGAAGAUCAGGAUUCAAAGGAGCCUUGGUCUAAAUGGGUCCGGUCAUGCCUCCCAGUAAGAAGCCGGAAGCUUCCGGGGUGAGCGUGGCGAGUGGCUUGAGUCAGCUGUACCAGGUGGGCUCCAUCACCCGGGCGCUGUGCGAGGAUGACGAACUGGAGCUGGCGCUGCCCGUGCCGGCCAUCAAGCUGGAGAGGUCGGGCGCCGAGGACGAGGAGCUGACCAACCUGAACUGGCUGCACGAGAGCAAGAACCUGCUGACGAGCUUCGGCGACCCGGUGCUGAGGAGCGUGAGCCCCGUGCAGGAGCCCGACGACGACCCGCCUCCCUCCCCGGCCACCUCCGACCUGGCCUACGACGCCAAGCACAACCCCAACUGCAAGCCGCCGUACUCCUUCAGCUGCCUCAUCUUCAUGGCCAUCGAGGACGCACCCUCCAAGAGGCUUCCCGUCAAAGACAUUUACAACUGGAUCCUCGAGCACUUCCCUUAUUUCGCCAAUGCCCCCACCGGGUGGAAGAACUCUGUCAGGCACAACCUCUCACUCAAUAAGUGUUUUAAGAAAGUGGACAAAGACAGGAGUCAGAGUAUCGGGAAGGGUUCCCUGUGGUGCAUAGACCCGGAAUACAGACACAAUCUCAUCCAGGCGCUGAAGAAGACGCCUUAUCAUCCCUACUCCCAAGUGUUCACCACGCCUCCCACCUCUCCUCAGGCAUAUCAAAGCCUGUCCAGUCCUCCAAUUUGGCCGGGGAAUCACUUCUACAGAAAAAAUAAAGGAGUCCUCCUACCAGAUAUAGACACCAUCGUCUCCGUGAUGUGUUCGAAUUGUCCUGAAACGCCCGAGUUUUUUCCUCAGGGAGUGAUCCGGAACGGAGCCUGUAUGAUGAACCCGGGCCUCUUCCCAGGAAUUCGACCUCUUCCCAUUAAUCCUAUUGGCAGCAGAGCAGCGGCCGUCAGGUCCGUCCUGGCCGGCUGCAGGAUUCGCAGCGAAAGCGAGCCGUCCUGCGACUCUCCUCUGGUCAGCAGCGACCCCAAGGAGGACCACAACUACAGCUUCGGCAAAUCUUCCAACUCGACAACCGGAGAGAAAACGCAGCUCGACUGUGGCGCGCCUGAGUUCCACGGUCACGACGCCGCCAGCGACACGGACGACGACGACAGGGCCAAGAUCAAGAAGGAGCCCAAAGAGUGGGCGGUGGACGCUCUGGCCCUGGCGCAGCACAACAAGUGGCACCAUUUGACAAAGGUCAAACAGAGAGUGGCCAGUGACAUGCUGCCGUUAAAAAAGAGGCGCACGGAGAAGCCUCCGGAAAGCGAUGACGAGGAGAUGAAGGAGGCGGCGGGGUCUCUGCUCCACCUGGCUGGCGUCAGAGCAUGUUUGAACAAUAUCACCAACCGGACGGCCAAAGGCCAGAAAGAGCAAAAAGAGUCCAUGAAAAAUAACUAAACUGUGGUAUGAGGAAGAGAGAGAGAGAGAGAGAGAGAGAGAGAGAAGAAAAAAAAAGAAA